UUUCCUCUCUUUGGGUCCGAUGAUUGGAUUCGUUGAUUGAUGCCUCUUGUCCCCUUUCUCUGUCUCGUGAUGUUGUACUGAAUCCCAUAGUACCGACUGGACCAAACGGGUUGCUGUUGGUCUUUUCCUAGUCAGGGCCUUCUUGCUGACCCUAUUUUUUAUCCUGAAUCAACAGAAUGCGCAACAAGAUGGAAUUUUGUUGCGACGGAGUGCUGCGGGGCCUGGAUUUGCAUGAUUGUGGUGCUUGUUUGUAUAGUUGGGAGGGUUGAGGCACUUUCUUCUGUCCUUUUGAGCGACAUAUCAUCCCUUACCUUGGUUGUGCGACGAUAUGCCCCAUCAAGUUUUUUGUCUAUACCAUAUUGGAGACUGCUUUGACAGGGGUGGGGAGGUUUUCGAUGAAUCGAUCGGGUUUCCUAGUGGUUUUACACAAGAAAAAUUCCGUCUUCUUCCCGAUUAAGAGAACCGAAGGGUUCAAGUGUAUCCCAUUUAGAUACAGAAACUGUGAUGACACUUCUGAUGCCAAGCCUGAUCCUGAGAAGGAGGUUGAAGUACUUAUGAUAAAUUCACCUAGUGGACCAGGUCUUUUGUUUCCAAAGGGAGGAUGGGAAAAUGAUGAAACAGUUGAAGAGGCAGCUGUACGAGAAGCUCUGGAAGAAGCAGGAGUUCGUGGGGAUAUAGUAUCAUUCUUGGGAGACUAUAUCUUCAAAAGCAAAACUCUUCAAGAUGAAUUCAGCCCAGAAGGUUUGUGCAAAGCCGCUGUCUUUGCCAUGCAUGUGAGGGAGGAGCUCGAGCUGUGGCCAGAACAGAGCACCCGCCACAGGACAUGGGUCACCAUACCAGAAGCUGCGGAGCAAUGUAGACACCCAUGGAUGCGGGAUGCCCUUCUUGAUGGAUUCAUAAAGUGGCACGCCAGUACCAUGGCAACGCCUGAAGAAGAUGUCACGCCAGAAGGAUAAUCCUGCGUCUGAAAGCUUGCUUAAUCAAUCCCCCUUCAUUCUUUUGUCUGAAGAUGAUAACACCAAUCCUGUCUGAGAGUUAUUUUCGCAUUUUGCUAGUUAGUUUUCUUUCCUCAUGCAUAUGCCAUGUGAUAUGCAGUUAGUAGGCUAGCAUCUAAGAACACAAACAUCCUUCAAGGUGUUUGUGGAUGUUUGAUUAGAGUCAUGGAUAUUGAGGGGCUGCUGCCAGUGUUCUUGCUCAUGUAGUAACCACAACGUUACUGCAUGCCCUCGAAUAUGCUCAACUACUUGAGAAAAGAAAUAACACAAUCUUUUCGUAGUUGAAUUAAUGUGCCUUUCGUGGCUAAUUUCAUUCAAUUGUUUCUGCCA
Musa acuminata subsp. malaccensis (wild Malaysian banana) is the source of this 1325-nucleotide messenger RNA. NCBI's taxonomy places the organism in Eukaryota, Viridiplantae, Streptophyta, Magnoliopsida, Zingiberales, Musaceae. The record is from RefSeq and is a predicted model, not a curated record.